Molecule: messenger RNA, 1295 nt
Organism: Empidonax traillii (willow flycatcher)
Lineage: Eukaryota; Metazoa; Chordata; Aves; Passeriformes; Tyrannidae
Gene: CTHRC1
Product: collagen triple helix repeat containing 1
Exons: 4
Coding region: 99-671 (190 amino acids)
Source: RefSeq, a predicted model, not a curated record
UGCUGCUGCUGGCGGCCCCGCCGCCCGCCGGCUCCGACAGCCCCAAGGGGAAGCAGAAGGCGCUUCGCCAGCGGGAGGUGGUGGACGUGUAUAAUGGCAUGUGCUUGCAAGGCCCCAGUGGCGUUCCUGGACGGGAUGGAAACCCAGGAGCCAAUGGGAUCCCUGGGACACCUGGAAUCCCAGGAAGGGAUGGGCUGAAAGGGGAGAAGGGCGAGUGCAUGCGUGAGAGCAUCGAGGAGUCCUGGACACCCAACUUCAAGCAGUGUUCGUGGAGCGCACUUAACUACGGCAUCGACCUUGGGAAGAUCGCGGAAUGUACGUUUACCAAGAUGCGCUCGAACAGCGCUCUCCGUGUGCUCUUCAGUGGGUCCCUCCGGCUAAAGUGCAAAAACGCCUGUUGUCAGCGCUGGUACUUUACUUUUAAUGGUGCAGAGUGUGCUGGGCCACUUCCUAUUGAAGCCAUAAUAUACUUAGAUCAAGGAAGUCCGGAGUUAAAUUCUACUAUUAACAUACACCGAACUUCUUCAGUGGAAGGUCUGUGCGAAGGGAUCAAUGCUGGCUUGGUGGACAUUGCCAUCUGGGUUGGGACUUGCUCCGAUUAUCCACGGGGAGAUGCUUCUACUGGAUGGAAUUCAGUCUCCCGAAUCAUCAUUGAAGAACUGCCAAAAUAACUUCCCCUCCCUUUUUAUAAUAUCUUUCUAGGGUUUUUUUUGUUGUUGUUUUUGUACUAUUUUCUUCAGAACUUACUUCAAUAGACUUGGAUGCAAGUACUGGACUGCAAGGCACCCAAGCCUUGCAUCUGUAGCCUUUGUCAAGCCUUGUUUUGUACAUUGCAGAGGCUUUUUAUAAUAAUAAUUUUAGAAUAUAAAUAUCAAACCCAAGUUCAUUAACUUUUUAAAUUCCUUGUUUGAUGUAAUACCAUCACUGUUCUAAGAAUUAGCCAUAACUUUUUGUAUCAAAUAAAUAAUAUCUUUUACCAAAAAAAAAAAAUCAGGCUAUUUUAUUGAACAUUAAUCUGCUUGAGAUAUUUUACAUGGUGUUAAUGGUACACAAUUUUUUUAGAAGACUUUGAAGUUCCAAGAAAGUAAAUUCAAGUCUUGGCUUUAGCCUUCAGAAGACAUACAUAACUAUUCCUGUAAAUCUGAUGGCAGAGUAACAUGAUCUGCUGCUACAGUCUUGUCAUAACAAACUCCCGGUGAUGUAACUGUGACCUAGAUGGUGUGGUAAGCAUUAAAUACCUUGUUCUGAAUAAUUAAGUAAAAAUAGACUAUCUAAGCUCUCCUUUCCUCUUUUGC